UACACCUUGAUUCAAGCAUCAAAUUACAUCCAUUUACAAGUUACUCUUUUUAGUCUCUGAGAUACUACCAGUAGAGAAUAGAGAUCACUCCGUCCACCGUUGAUGCUUGUUUCGGCCAUCGAGUUCAUCAGCUGCUCAUACACUCUCCUCCAACCGACAUCGGUCUGGAUCCAGUUUUGUACUGCGAAAUUCAAAUUGAAACGUUGUAAUGGAGUACAGAAGGAUCAAAGAUCAGGAUAAGGAUGUGAAUCCUGCUACCGAAGACCUCGAGAGCUUACGCGGAAAAGCUAUUUUAGAUGGUCCUGCACCUUAUGACAAAACAAAGUGGAAGAUGAAGUCUAUGGUGACACUAGCAUUAACUUUUCUAACAAGCUCCCAAGCUAUACUUAUUGUCUGGUCCAAAAGAGCUGGAAGAUACGAGUACAGUGUCACAACAGCAAACUUUUUGGUUGAGGCUUUGAAAUGUGCACUAUCGCUUUUGGCCUUGGGUAGAAUAUGGAGAACUGAAGGUGUGACUGAAGAUAACAGGUUGAGUACAACAGUAGAUGAAGUUAGUGUUUACCCCAUUCCUGCAGCACUUUACCUUGUAAAAAACUUGCUCCAGUACUAUAUCUUUGCAUAUGUGGAUGCUCCAGGGUAUCAAAUCUUGAAAAACCUGAAUAUCAUCAGCACUGGUGUGUUGUAUCGUAUAAUUCUCAAGAAGAAGUUAAGUGAGAUCCAAUGGGCUGCUUUCAUUUUACUUUGUGCAGGGUGCACAACAGCACAACUUAACCCUUCUUCUGAUCAUGUGCUUCAGACUCCUUUCGUAGGUUGGAUAAUGGCCAUUAUCAUGGCACUUUUAAGUGGUUUUGCUGGAGUCUACACAGAGGCUAUAAUAAAGAAACGUCCUUCGAGGAACAUAAAUGUGCAGAAUUUCUGGUUAUAUGUUUUUGGGAUGGCUUUCAAUGUUGUUGCAAUCAUUAUCCAAGAUUUUGAUGCUGUUGUCAACAAGGGAUUUUUCCAUGGAUAUUCACUGAUUACAGUUCUCAUGAUUAUCAACCAUGCCCUAAGUGGGAUUGCUGUGUCCAUGGUGAUGAAGUAUGCUGACAAUAUUGUGAAGGUUUAUUCAACUUCUGUAGCAAUGCUAGUGACAGCGGUUGUUUCUGUGUUUUUGUUCAAUUUUCAUCUAUCUCUGGCUUUCUUCCUUGGAUCCACUGUUGUUUCAGUUUCCAUCUAUUUGCAUUCGAUUGGAAAGCUGCAAAGAUGAUCAAAAAAGCCUUUUUUAUAAAACAGAAACUUAUUGGAUUUAUCUGUUAUACAAAAUUUUUACUGUUGUAAUUUUAGAUGGUUGGUUGGAGAUAGUGUAAAAAAGCAUCUUUAUUUUACUUCAAAAAGAUUGGUUUUUUAUUUUUUAUUUUAUUUUAUGUUGGGUUGGUUAUGUGCAAGAACUAGUAAAGCACUUUUGUAAUAUUCUAUUUUGUACUUAGACAAAUCUAUAUAACUACUAAUUUCACCUGUUAAUUUUGCA
Lactuca sativa (garden lettuce) is the source of this 1507-nucleotide messenger RNA. Its product is annotated as CMP-sialic acid transporter 2. Gene Ontology annotation, cellular component: Golgi membrane. Gene Ontology annotation, biological process: pyrimidine nucleotide-sugar transmembrane transport. Gene Ontology annotation, molecular function: pyrimidine nucleotide-sugar transmembrane transporter activity. The record is from RefSeq and is a predicted model, not a curated record. Lineage: Eukaryota; Viridiplantae; Streptophyta; Magnoliopsida; Asterales; Asteraceae.